GAUCCGGAAAGGUACGCCACGGAAAGGUUCUGCAAUGCAUGCAGUUGUUGUUGAUGUAUGCAGGUCGGAUGGCUCUGACUCAUUGUCUGCUGCUGAUCUUCGUGCUGCCUCACUCUUCCCAGCUGCUGGCCGUAUCGCUGCGCUCUCCGACGAGGCAAUCCGCACCAGCCUUUGCCCAGAUGAAAGGCAGCGUGCUUGUCACUGGUGCUGCGGGCGGCAUCGGAUCUGCGCUCUGCAAACUGUUCAGGGAGAAAGGAUACCAGGUUUUUGCUGCCGAUAGGAAGGCAUCGCCUGCCAUCGAUUCGCUCAAGGCAAGAAACGAGCAGAGAAGUGACCGAUGCAUGCCACUGGUUCGGUUGUGUUGAUCAUUGCAGGGCGACAGCAGUGUGGUGCCGCUUCCUGGUCUUGACCUGACGUCCAGCGAGUCCAUCAAGCGGCUGGCCGACAGCCUCCUCUCGUCAAAUGCGAAGCUCGACAUUGUCAUACAGAAUGCGGGGGUGCUCGACGAGCGAGGCAUCGAUCUGUUUAACCUCGAUUUCGAUUCGAUAAGAGGUGAAGUGAUUUCGAUUCGAUAGAUAAACACUUUGUGUAUAUGUGUGCUAUGUGGUAUGUGGUUGCGCCCCAGAGAGUAUGCAGGUGAAUGCCGUGGGCCCGCUGGAGCUCACUGUGGAGCUGCUGAAGCGGGACUUGGUCAGGUCACCUGGCGGGAAGAUCGCCCUAAUGACCUCCCAGGUCAGCCCGCUACACAUGGAUGUGUUUGCUUGGUUGACGCAUUGGGAUGGGUGAUCUGUGGCUGAAUGGUUAGCUAGAUGGCUCGAUGGAUGAACCACACAGAGAGAUGGAUGGAUGGAUGGAUGGAUGGAUGCAGAUGGGAAGUGUCGAUGACAACUCCUCUGGAGGAUAUUAUGGCUACAGGAUGAGCAAGAGUGCCAUGAACAUCUGCGCUAAAUCCCUCAGCAUCGACUUGAAAAGAUACGGUCAGUCAGCCAAGCAAGACACACCCACACCCACACCUACACACCCACACACCAACCACCACCUUUUGUUUCUUGUCCUCUGUUCCUGCAGGCAUUGCCGUGUGCCUGCUGCACCCAGGGUGGGCAUGUGACAAAGGAGACACUCGCAGCCAUCGAAGACAAUUGUGUCGAUCUGUUGUGUGGCGGGUCCAUCAAUCAGGUACGUGCAGACACAGAUGACGGGUUACAAUGGGAACAUUAAGCCGGAGACCAGUGCUAAGGGACUCGAGGCUCAAAUUGAUGCUCUUGACAUGACCAACACAGGAACAUGGUGCGCCAGAAGCGAACGAGGAGGGGGGAGGCGCUCAUUCACCAACCGAUCGUUUUGCUCUGAGUGUGUGUGUGUGUGUGUGCUUGCAGGUGGAAUUAUAGAGGAGAAGUCUUGCCGUGGUAGCACUGGCGCCUUCCGGUCUUGGUAGCCGUGUGUACUUUGAUAAUGAUGUACGUACAACGAUCUUAAGAGAGUCCGUUUGACCAUUGAGACUGACCGGUUUGCAAAUCAUGCGUGCGAGUUUCGACUUCACCCAAACCUUACGGUGAAUCCCUCAUUGGCCCAAGACACCAUGAAUGAGUCGGGUUGGUCGGGCCCUCACGCCGAUGCAGAAACGGCGCAGAGAGGCCUCCCUCCCACCCUCUCUGUCUGUUCGUUCUGGUGUACCGUAUCAAUCACAUGGCCCCCGGUGUGUGCGAAUCCGUCUGCUGUGGCCGCCCGGCCACACUGGCACAGCCCC
Messenger RNA from Vitrella brassicaformis, 1747 nucleotides. Lineage: Eukaryota; Vitrellaceae. The record is from the annotation of a GenBank genome assembly.